This is a messenger RNA of Cyanidioschyzon merolae strain 10D, 648 nucleotides long. RefSeq lists its product as hypothetical. The coding region runs from base 1 to 648 and encodes 215 amino acids. NCBI's taxonomy places the organism in Eukaryota, Rhodophyta, Bangiophyceae, Cyanidiales, Cyanidiaceae. The transcript has a single exon. The record is from RefSeq and is a predicted model, not a curated record.
AUGGUUUCGAACAGGUCUGCGUUUAGGCUAGCCGUGCUCGCUCUUGCGCUGAUACUCUUUACUAUGAUCUGGGACGCUGCUGUCUAUCGGGGAACCUCAGCGCUGCCGCUGAGCACCCAGGUACGCGCUGCAGAGAACAGAACGCACCACCUCCCCGAUGCCGUUGCAGCGGCGCUCAACUACACGCAGUUCGAGUACACGCUCGCAAACUCACUGUAUAAAAUCAACCCGCAUAUAUGCCUGAACUAUGCCUUGUCAGUUGCGGCAGCGAACCUGGCGGAUCUCCUCACCUACUGCACGCCAGAUCAGGUUGGGAAUAACAGCUGUAGCGCUCUGACGCCCGGUGCUAUCGCUCGGACGCUGCUCGCUGCGGGAUGGACCAGCACGAAUAUCCAGCUCGUGGACCUCGCAGCCAAGGUGCCAGCAAGGUAUUUCAAUUGGUCGACCAGUGACGGGCUCUCGGGUCUGCAAGCGUACCACGUCGGUCUUCAAGCUGCACCAUACGUUGUGAACCAACUGCGGCCUUACCUACAUAGUGGACAACUCAACCUGGUUGGGGUAGGUGCAGUGGCUCUCCGCACAGACUACGUGUACGCGAUGGUUGCCCUGGGCGGGGAUCCAUCGCAACACUGCUACGAAGCGAGCUAG